Molecule: messenger RNA, 1723 nt
Organism: Anopheles cruzii
Lineage: Eukaryota; Metazoa; Arthropoda; Insecta; Diptera; Culicidae
Product: spliceosome-associated protein CWC27 homolog
Exons: 2
Coding region: 52-1557 (501 amino acids)
Biological process (GO): protein peptidyl-prolyl isomerization; protein folding
Cellular component (GO): catalytic step 2 spliceosome
Molecular function (GO): peptidyl-prolyl cis-trans isomerase activity
Source: RefSeq, a predicted model, not a curated record
UCGAUUGCGAACAGAGAGGACGGCCUCGGAGUGCAAGUUUUAGCUUAAAAUAUGAGUAACAUUUAUAUUCAAGAACCUCCAACCUACGGAAAGGUUCUGCUCAAAACUUCCGUUGGUGACAUCGAUAUCGAACUGUGGUCGAAGGAAUGUCCGCUGGCUUGUCGCAACUUUGUGCAGCUCUGCCUCGACGGCUACUACGAUGGAACGGUCUUUCAUCGCCUCGUCAAGGGAUUCAUUGUGCAAGGCGGUGACCCGAACGGUGACGGAACGGGCGGGGAAUCGGCGUUCGGGCACACCUUCAGGGAUGAGUUCCACUCUCGGCUGCGCUACGUCCGCCGAGGGCUGGUCGGAAUGGCGAAUUCGGGCAAAAACGACAAUGGAUCUCAGUUUUUCUUCACACUGUCCGCUACACCGGAACUGCAGAACCAGAAUACACUGUUCGCCAAGGUCACGGGCGAUACGGUUUACAAUAUGCUAAAACUGGAGGAAGGUGAGGUGUACGAAAACGAACGGCCGCACUUUCCGCACCGCAUCAUCCGGAGCGAGGUGCUCAGCAAUCCGUUUGACGACAUUGUGCCUCGCAAAGCGGCAGACCAAGCAAAACAGCCGGCCGAUGAGGGUGCUAGGAAAAGGCGAAAGGAAAAGGGCGUCAAGAACUUUGGCCUCCUCUCGUUCGGUGACGAAGCCGAGGAGGAAGAGCAGGAAGUGAACGUCUUGAUUCAGAAAACAUCCAGCAAUGCCCGUGGGAAGUCGUCACACGACGUACUCGAUGAUCCCAAGUUGAGCAAACAAUCCAUCGACCACACGGAUAGCCAUCAAGGCGAGACGAGCAUGGACGCAGAUGCUGAGACCGAUUCGUUCGAUACGCGGAACGAUCGUGCAUCCGUAGAGCGGUCCAAAGGCAUGACCCGAAAUGAAGACGUUAAAUUGGUUCGCGAUAAGCUAAAGCGUAAACCACACACCGAAAAGCGCGCGGAGGAGGAACUGCGCGCCCAAACUGAAUCCGACACCGACUCCGAUGGUUAUCAGUUGGAUGGGGCGAAGAAAAAGUGCAAACGUGAGGAGGCAGAGAAAAUUCGCCAAGAGAUAACCAAACUAAAGCGCGACUACCGCACCGAUAAACAGUCGAAGGACAAGAAAAAAGAGAAAGAAGAGGCCAAAGUUUCGAAAAAAGAAUCCCGCAAGGAAGUGAUGAAAGAUGUGCUGAGGGUUCAGGAGGAGUACGCACAGAAGAGCAGUCAGCUCCCGAAGAAGGGUAGCUCGAGGGAAAGCUUUACCAUGCAAUUGUUGCAAAAGUUUAAAUCGAAACUGCAAACGGCGCACGAGCGUGACGAAUCGACGAGCGAAGGCAACGUGGCAGCGACCGAAGAAGACGCGGAAAAGGACAUCCAGGGAGACAAUUGGUUAUCGCAUCGAUUGGAGUUCGAACAGAAGGAUCCCAUACUGGCGAAAGAUGCAGCCACCAAGGACGACGAUUGGUACGACGUUUACGAUCCCCGCAAUCCUCUCAACAAACGAAAACGCGAAGCCAAACAGGACGGAGCGGCAAAGAAAUGAAAAUAUCCGCUUUGAAAUGUAUCAUCGGAAAGUGACGAAUAUGUGUAUAUAUAUAUAUAUAUGUGUAUUUAAAUUACUAAACCUAAGCCGCAGCAUCCUACCAGCCUACGUUGAUGGUUCCCGAGCGAAACCAUCUCCCUUUGCACGGAAUGUGUCACACCUAAUG